AUGGCAUCUGUUCUCAAAAAGGAUUUCAAUCUCACAGCCCCUGUCCUGCCAUUGCACGACCGCCCUGCCAGUCACUUCCACCCUAUCCUCGAUCCCAAUGCACGAACGGAUUUCCUUACAACUCUUCCGGAAACUCAGGAUUUUUACUCCGCUUUGAAGACAGGGUCUCUCCGGGUUCUGGUUAGUUCAACGUCAUGGACUGCGGAUGAGGAUUUCUCGGUUCUUAUCGAUGCCCUUCUUCGGUACUCUGAACUGGCCACCACAGUGCAGCCUCACCUCCCUGAAGUUUUGGCCAUCAUAACAGGAAAGGGCCCGCAAAAAGAAAUGUAUAUGGAACAGAUUGCUGCUCUUGAAAAAUCCGGCAAGUUACAGAAAGUCACAAUUCGAACUGCGUGGCUGAGUGUACCGGAAUAUGCUCGGUUAUUGGCAUCUGCAUCUCUAGGGGUCAGUCUACAUACUAGCAGCAGCGGGGUAGAUCUCCCCAUGAAGGUUGUAGAUAUGUUCGGGGCUGGUCUUCCUGUUGUCGGAUGGGAUCGUUUCGAAGCAUGGCCCGAGUUGGUCACUGAGGGCAUCAAUGGCUUGGGCUUUGGAAGCUCAGAGGAGUUGGCUGAGCACUUGGUUGACCUGUUCGGCGAGAACAACAGAUUAGAUAGUCUUCGCCUAGGCGCCCAAAAAGAAAGCUCUCGGCGAUGGGACGACGAAUGGAACCCUAUUGCGGGUUCCCUUAUUGGGUUGACAUAG
Penicillium expansum is the source of this 741-nucleotide messenger RNA. RefSeq names its product chitobiosyldiphosphodolichol beta-1,4 mannosyltransferase. Lineage: Eukaryota; Fungi; Ascomycota; Eurotiomycetes; Eurotiales; Aspergillaceae. Gene Ontology annotation, molecular function: mannosyltransferase activity. The record is from RefSeq and is a predicted model, not a curated record. The transcript has a single exon. The coding region runs from base 1 to 741 and encodes 246 amino acids. Gene Ontology annotation, cellular component: endoplasmic reticulum.